AUGAAAGCUUCAACUAGUCUGGCCGUGGCCGCCGCCUUUGCGCCCUUGACCAUGGCGCGUUUCCUCGACUUUGCUCAGCCUGAACGACGGGAUCAUCCUAUGCCUGCCGAAGCUGUACCCGCGGAAGCCAUACCUGGAAACGCUCUUCCUGCAGAGCUUCUCAGUGGACACAAGAAGAUCGUUUCGGGAGGUCACAAGAUCUCCAAGACCGAGAUCAUCAUCAUCUGGGCGAACCCUGGAGCUGGUGCCGAAACUACCACCAUCAACGAAAAGGUCACAGUUACUGAGACCGUCACCAAGGGAGGCGAGGCCGUUGCUACUCCUGCAGCUCCUUCUCAGCACACCGUCACUGUUGGUGGUCCAGGAGGUUUAGUCUACCAGCCUGAGGAGCUUCACAAUAUCCCCAUCGGCGACACUGUUGUCUUCGAGUUCCUGUCACAGAACCACACCGUCUCUCAGUCUGGUUUCGAUAAGCCUUGUGCUCUUCUCGAGGGUGGCAUGGACUCUGGUUUCAUGCCCAACCCUAAUAACACCGUUUCUCCUCCUCCCCAAGUCGCUAUGCAAGUCAUGGUUGACACUCCUCUCUGGUUCUACUGCAAGCAAGGCAACCACUGUGGUCAGGGUAUGGUCUUCUCCAUCAACCCUACUGCUGAGAAGACCCAGGCCAAGUUCAAGGAGAUGGCCAUUCAACAGAAUGGUGAUGGCAAGGCUACUCCCAUCACAGGCGGCGAUGCUGCCCCUGCACCUCCCGCUCCUCCUGCUGAGUCCAAGCCUGCUGAGGCUGCACCACCUGCUCCCGCGGCUCCCGAAGCCACAGGAGUUGUCCCUGGAAAGGGUGUCAUCGGUGGCGAUGGCAGCUGUGUAUGCAUGGUCUCCUGCUCAGCUGGUGGAUUCCCAGCUCAGGCCCAAGGCAUUAACUCAUUUGGCGGCAUGGGUGGUGCCAUGCCUUACAAGUUGGACAGUGUGGUUUAAGUUGAGCAAUGACAUGAAAUUCUUGGAGGUGUUGAUACCACGGACGAUUUGAGUUGAAUAUGUUAUUACUUGAAUGUACCAUUUAUGGGUUUUAGACGACUGGGAUUAUGUUUGGGUACCUGGCCUAGAUGGCUGAUAAAAUCUUCACGGGCUUGAAGAUCGGUUUAGG
Molecule: messenger RNA, 1141 nt
Organism: Fusarium oxysporum Fo47
Lineage: Eukaryota; Fungi; Ascomycota; Sordariomycetes; Hypocreales; Nectriaceae
Product: cupredoxin domain-containing protein
Exons: 3
Coding region: 1-972 (323 amino acids)
Source: RefSeq, a predicted model, not a curated record